Triticum dicoccoides is the source of this 2168-nucleotide messenger RNA. RefSeq names its product auxin-responsive protein IAA2-like. Lineage: Eukaryota; Viridiplantae; Streptophyta; Magnoliopsida; Poales; Poaceae. Gene Ontology annotation, biological process: regulation of DNA-templated transcription. Gene Ontology annotation, cellular component: nucleus. The transcript is spliced from 6 exons. The record is from RefSeq and is a predicted model, not a curated record. The coding region runs from base 728 to 1420 and encodes 230 amino acids.
ACCACAACCCAACCCAACCCAACACAACACACACUCGCUCCCUCCUUCUCUGGCUCUUCAAACCCGCAGCAGAGAGACGGAGACGAGAUAGAAAGAGCGAGAGGAGAGGAGAGUAGGCAGCCGUUGCUUGCUGGCCUAGCUAGCUGCUCCGUGCUUGGCUCUGGUUUGGCCCUGGUGGGCAUCUAGAUGCUCUCGUUUCCUUUCGCGGCCUCUGCUCCUACGCCGGAAUCCCUCCGUCUCCGUGCCUUCCCUCCCUCUCAUGGCCUAGAUUCGUGCCAGGGCUGCUAGCAAUCAAUCGGGAGCCGUUUCUUUCUUCGCGCCUACGUAGCGUAGCCUGCUCUGCUGCUGCCUGCUCGCUUUGAAUACGCGCCCGACCUCCCUCCCUCCCUCCUCAAAACGCUCAAACCUUGUCCCUUUCCCGCAAACCCCUGCCGCUUUUUGGUCGCUCUAGCUCUAGCGUACAGGCAGGCAGGCACAGUACUAUACUCCCCGGGCGCCGCGCCGGGCUCUUUCAUCUCGUCUCGGUCUCAGGUGGGCGAGCCAGCGUCCAGCACCUGCACUGUUUCGCCUCUCUCUUCCGCCAUAUAUUCCGUCACCGCGCAGGAGAGACACGCUUGUGACUUGUCGUGAGGUCUCCAUCACUUUCUUGAUUUGUCGCCUGAGCUGGGAGCAGCGAGCAGCGCCGGCGAGCGAGCGAGGUUGCCAGGGACGAACGGUCGAGUCACUCAUGGCGUGGAGCGGGUUCAGGGAGGCGGCGGCGGGGGAGAGCGGCCUGGAGCUCAGCCUCGGCCUACCCGCCUACUUCACCAAGCCGGCAGCACCGACAGCAGGUUUGGACGGGCAUGAGUCGAGCGGCGCCGGUGAUUUUGCUCGCCAACCUCAAGGAGCAAGCAAUGGCUACAAGGCCAAGCCGGCAGCAGCUGCAGCAGCUCCGGUCGUGGGGUGGCCGCCGGUGCGCUCGUUCCGGCGGAACCUGGCCGCCUCCAAGCCGUCGUCGUCCAAGGAGGACGGCAGGGCAACCAAAGACAACGACCUCGCCGUCAAGGGCGCCGACGAGCCUGCUGGCCGGAAGGGCCUGUUCGUGAAGGUCAACAUGGACGGCGUCCCCAUCGGCCGGAAGGUGGAGCUCAAGGAGCACGGCAGCUACGCCGACCUCUCCGCCACCGUCGACAAGCUCUUCCGCAGCCUCCUCGCCGCUCAAAGGGACACCGCUGCUGCACCCGACGCGAUCGCCGGCGGGGAGUACACGCUGGUGUACGAGGACGACGAGGGCGACAGGAUGCUGGUCGGGGACGUCCCAUGGCACAUGUUCAUCGUCACGGCGAAGAGGCUGCGAGGGCUCAAGAGCUCCGACCUGCCGGCCUCAUCGCUGACGGCGGCCGGGAGCAGGAAGAGGCCGGCGGCUGCGGCUGACUGCUGAUUCGAACUCGCCCGGCGUUGUCAAGGCCUUUUUUGCUGCUACGUACGUACGCACGUAUGAAGAUGAAAUCACGGCUGCUGUAACUAGAGCCGUUUCUGUGAUGCUACUGCUAUUUUGGGGGCCAUAGUGGCCGUAUUUUGAUGCUUUUUUCUACGUCUAACUAGAUGCGAUUCGUCGGGUGAUCUAAUCUAAUACUAGUACUAGUUUGUUCUUGGUAUAAUUGCACAGGUACUUCAUGAACUUGAUCUUUGCCGGUUGUUUGUUUCUGUGGUGCUGCUGCUGCUCGAAUGGUGUUGGUUCAGGUCAAACUUCUUCUGAUCGAUGUGUCCGACCAAAAAAAAGGGACCUGCUGCACCUACCAAGCUUGUGUAUCUGGUGCCAUCCUCUUGGCUCAAAGGUUCACCUUCAGUGAGAGAGAGCUUUUUCGGACUGGACAAUGAUGUUGAUGAUGGUUUAUAGCCAUGCAAUCCAACUCUUCUCAAGAAAUCACUUGCAUGUUUGGCGCCCACCUUCUGUUUUAGUUAACCUCAAUACCAAGAAAGAAGUCCAAAUCAUGCAAAUCCAGAGCAAACUCUGAGUUCAAAUCUGACAAAAGAGCUCUCAAUUGUUUCAUUUGAGGAACUUGUGGCAAUUAUAUCAACAACAUAAAUAAGCACAAAAAAUGGAUGUUUUGGACUUAUUGUAGAUGAAUAGUGAGGUGCCAGACUUUGAAGGAAUAAAACCAAGUUGUUGCAAUUUUGUACUUAAA